Molecule: messenger RNA, 654 nt
Organism: Pelobates cultripes (western spadefoot toad)
Lineage: Eukaryota; Metazoa; Chordata; Amphibia; Anura; Pelobatidae
Source: the annotation of a GenBank genome assembly
AUGUCGCCGCUAUCUAUUAGCGACGAGUUUGCACAAUACUAUGGAGACCUGUACAACCUCCGUAAUGACGCAACCAUAACCACCCCGACAGAUACCGAGAUAGAGACUUACCUAAACAAACUCAACCUUCCGACCCUGACAACUCAACAGAAAGAAACACUCACCCGACCAGUCACCCCAGAGGAGGUAAGGGAUACCGUACAGACGCUGCCAAGGGGCAAGGCCCCGGGCCCAGAUGGCUUUGCCAACUCUUAUUACAGCAAGUUUAGAGUUAUACUGGCCCCCUGCCUAGCAGAGGUUUUUAAUGAAGCCGCACGAUCACAAACCCUACCGGGGGAGAUGCAGCUAGCCCACAUUAUCACUCUGCCCAAGCCGGGCAAACCUCCAACCUACCCUCAAAACUUUAGACCCAUAUCCCUCCUCAACACUGACACCAAAAUACUGGCUAAACUGUACGCUAUUCGACUGGGUCCGAUACUACCACACAUUAUACAUGAUGAUCAGGUGGGAUUCGUGACGGGGCGCCAGGGGGCAGACAACACCAGAAAAGUCCUUGACCUCAUGCAAAGCCUAGGGGUGACACGGGAAGGGGGGGUUCUGCUCUCAUUGGACGCAGAAAAAGCCUUCGACCGGCUGGGAUGGGGAUUUCUGUAG